UAAUUUAUAAAUUAAUAAAAUCAUAAUUAAAACAUGAGGUGUUAAUAAAAUAGCUUGUGACCAUUGCCAUGGCCCACAAACUCACUUCUCUAAGAAAUAAACGCUGAUUUAAGGGAUCAACAGCUUGAAAGAGAAAUGGGGCUUAUAUUCACAAAGCUUUUUAGCCGGCUUUUUGCCAAGAAAGAGAUGCGAAUUUUGAUGGUUGGUCUUGAUGCUGCUGGGUUUAAUGUAGAGACUGUUGAGUAUAAGAACAUUAGUUUCACUGUGUGGGAUGCUGGUGGUCAGGAUAAGAUCCGUCCAUUGUGGAGGCAUUACUUCCAAAACACACAGGGUCUAAUCUUUGUGGUCGACAGUAAUGACAGAGAUCGUAUUGUUGAGGCUAGGGAUGAAUUGCACAGGAUGUUGAAUGAGGAUGAGCUGAGAGAUGCAGUGUUGCUUGUAUUUGCAAACAAGCAAGAUCUUCCAAAUGCAAUGAAUGCUACUGAAAUUACUGAUAAGCUUGGCUUGCAUUCCCUUCGUCAGCAUCAUUUGUACAUCGAGAGCACCUGUGCAACCUCUGGUGAGGGGUUGUUUGAGGGUUUGGAUUGGCUCUCCAACAACAUUGCAAACAAGAGUCUUGACCCAUUUCCCUUAGGCCUCUAAGUUGUGAAAUAUGGAUUAUGGAUGUGAAUUUACACUAUUGAACUGUAAAACUUCUUUUAUCUUGUUCUUAUAUAUCACAUUUCUUCAAUUGCGGGGCUGAAUGAAUUGAUGAGGAUUUUGCAAGAUGGCGUUCUGGAUGCAGGGGUGAAUAUUAUCUAGUUUCUUUUUCUCUCCUCUUUUUUUUUUGUGGGACGGUUUGAGCUGUGGUUAUGCCUUUACUUUUGUGAAAGAGCCUUUAAUUUAGAACCUACUUAUGGCUAUAUUAUAAUAGAGAACUGGUUGUAAU
Rubroshorea leprosula is the source of this 928-nucleotide messenger RNA. NCBI's taxonomy places the organism in Eukaryota, Viridiplantae, Streptophyta, Magnoliopsida, Malvales, Dipterocarpaceae. The record is from the annotation of a GenBank genome assembly.